Messenger RNA from Aureococcus anophagefferens, 2412 nucleotides. RefSeq lists its product as hypothetical. Bases 1 to 2412 code for a protein of 803 amino acids. The record is from RefSeq and is a predicted model, not a curated record. NCBI's taxonomy places the organism in Eukaryota, Pelagophyceae, Pelagomonadales, Pelagomonadaceae. The transcript is spliced from 13 exons.
AUGGGCCUUAGCCUCCUCCUCCUCCUCCUCCUCCUCCUCGGCGGCGGCGGCGGCGGCGGCGGCGGCGGCGGCGGCGGCGGCGGCGGCGCGCGCGCGCGCGCGCGCGCGCGCGCGCGCGUGGUGCAGAGAUCGAAUCAUGACCAGGCUCUAUGUAUCCUCGGCGGGACACACGUAAUGAUUCUCGGCGACUCCAUCUCGCGCUACUUCACGUACCAGUUCAACAACUUCCUCAUCAACGGCGAUGACACGUGGUACGACGACCUCGAGGACGAGGCAUCGGAGAUCAAUGAGGGUGACGUUCUCAUCGUCAACAGCGGAUGCAGUGACGAUGUGAGCGACUUCUACCGCGACUCCGACUGUCUUGAUUCGUACGAGACCGACCUCGAAAACCUCGUUGCGGGUAUUCUGCGCUACUUCGUCAACGAUGAUGACAAGGCCGUUGUCUGGCGCAUGACGACGUGCUGCGGUGUCGACGACAGCGAUCUGGGCAACCAGCGCAUCGGCGCAAUCGCCGUCGGGGCCAUGAACACCAUUGCGGACAAGGUCCUGCGCCAGAUGGAGGAUAUCGAGGUCCGCUCGGGGCCAGCGCAGCUCGCAUCCGUCGCUGAAGAGGAUGAGGAGCGCGGCGAGGAGGCUCUCGGCAAGGGCAGCGUAUGCGUGGUUGGCGAGCACCGCAUGCCCUCGGGCAGGCUACCCGCGGGCACGACGCUCGAUUCAGAAAACCCAGACCUCUGGGCCUUCAUCAUGGCCCUGCUCUUCCUGGUCUCACUCCUAAACGUUGAGGUGCUCGAGGAGGGCACCGAGGUCUUCCUGAGCCGUGCCCAGGCGAACGAGUGGAAGGGCUGGAUGCAGGUCGCCUUCGUCGCGUAUCGGCGCGGCGUCCGCACGCCGUGGAUCGAGUACUACUUUGUCGCCCUCGCAACCGUCCACUUUGUUCUCAUCUGGGUCUCGCUCGCUAUCGCGCGCGUGAUCGGAACUCUUGUUGGCUGGGAGAAGCCCGACAAGAAAGAGCAUCGCGAGGCAUGCUACGCAGAGAAGGCCCUAGGCUGCGCCCUUAUGAUCGGUCUCUGCUGUAUCAUCUGGCUGGACCCCCACAAUGACGGCAAGGGAGUUUAUGAUGUCCUUCUCCGCCCCUGGCUCCUCGACAUUGACGGCGAGCACUACUUCGAGUGGUACUUCUGGAUGCGCACGAAGAUGGAUUUUCUCUCGAGCGUACCUGGCCUCUGCUUCGCCGCUGUCUACACGCCUUUCCGAGAUGCGUGGCCCUUUGGCAUCUCGCGUCUUGCACGCUGGGGCAUGGGCGCCUGCGCUAGCACCCUCAUCGCCCUGGCCAUCUGGGUCAGCCAGCUGCCCCAGUAUUGUUGCGACGGCGGCGCCGACUACCGUUCCGUCAAUCCCUACGUGGGCACGCUCUGGAUCCCGUACAACAAGAUCUGCGGGGAGGAAUUUAUGGUUUUUAUUUCCAAGCCCAAGAGGGGCUCGAGGCCCACUCGAGCCCUGCGCGGCGCCGCGCGCGACGCCGCGCCCGUCGAGGGCAUGGUUCGGCAGAAGAAGGCGAAGAAGACCAAGGCAGCGAAGAACGACACAGCAUCGAAACCUCAGCCUUCGAAAGCGUUGCGGGAGCGCCUGCGCCGAAAAGGCUACAAGAGCGACCUCCCCGGCGUCGAGACGCGCGACAAGGUGGAGUGGCACACCUUGCUGCGUGAGACACUGCCGGACGCGCUGCCGCAGACCAAGCAGCGACAGCCGGUCCUCGUCGGCGGCACGACCAUCGAANAGAUCAUCGAGAGCGCGAACGCCUUCGCGGAAGCGCCGCGNGCGCCGCCGACGACCACUCUGGAGCGCCUGCGCGCGCUCGACAUCAAUGCCUUCCUCGAGAAGAUCGGGGCGCCGCAGACGUCGCGCGCGUCCAUGCGCCGGGCGUGGUCCUUGAUCCGGCGGAACCGCCUGACAAACGCGACGAGCAUGACCAUGCAGCGCGGCGCCGCGGACUCCGCCGACGGCUCGGGCCCGAGCACGCCGCAGGCCAUGCUCGAGGUCGAGCGCGUCGCCGGCGACCUCAGCGAGGAGUCGCGCCGCCUCGUCCGCGAGACGAUUCGCGAGCGGCGCCCGGUGGAGGCCGCCUCCGUCCGGCAUCGGCGAGAGGGCGGCCUCCUGGACCUCGACGGCGCGAGGGAGCAGCAAGGCCUCCUCCGGCGCCUCCAGACCAUGUCCGUGGCCGACGCGUCUCCCGAGGCGCCGGCGGAGCCGCCGCGGUCGAACGUCGGCGUCGCCACGUGGCGCGUCGAGUCCGACCACGCCUACGUCCUCAGCCCGAACGAGAAGCAGAAGAUGAACCGCGCGCGUGCCGCCCCUCGGCGCGAGCCCCUCUCCCCGCGACCAGCCUCUAUUACGCGCAGGAAUCUGCUGUGA